This is a messenger RNA of Vanessa tameamea, 3156 nucleotides long. RefSeq names its product pre-mRNA-processing factor 6 (gene Prp6). Lineage: Eukaryota; Metazoa; Arthropoda; Insecta; Lepidoptera; Nymphalidae. The record is from RefSeq and is a predicted model, not a curated record. Gene Ontology annotation, biological process: mRNA splicing, via spliceosome; spliceosomal tri-snRNP complex assembly. Bases 160 to 2949 code for a protein of 929 amino acids. Gene Ontology annotation, molecular function: protein binding. The transcript is spliced from 17 exons. Gene Ontology annotation, cellular component: U4/U6 x U5 tri-snRNP complex; catalytic step 2 spliceosome.
UCAAUAUCAAUGUAUAAUGUAGCAAGAUUUAUUCAAUGGAUUUAUUAGAUUCGUUUUAUAAUAUUUAUCAACUAUAAGUGUAUGUGCCUUUGGUGGCUUAUUAUUAUUAAACAUAAAUAAUCAUUUUAUUUUAGUUAACGUGUACAAAAAGUACAUAAUAUGUCUGUCCCGCCUCAAGCUUUUGUCAACAAAAAUAAAAAACAUUUCCUAGGGAUUCCGGCUCCCUUAGGUUAUGUUGCUGGUGUUGGUAGAGGUGCUACUGGCUUCACAACUCGGUCUGAUAUUGGUCCAGCGAGAGAUGCUAACGAUAUAUCUGAUGAUCGACAUGCACCACCAGCUGCUAAACGCAAAAAAACUGAGGAAGAAGAUGACGACGAAGACUUAAAUGACUCCAAUUAUGACGAGUUUUCAGGUUACAGUGGCUCAUUAUUUUCGAAGGAUCCUUAUGACAAAGAUGAUGCAGAGGCUGAUGCUAUUUAUGAAUCAAUUGACAAAAGGAUGGAUGAAAAAAGAAAGGAAUACAGAGAAAAACGCCUUAAAGAAGAUUUAGAGAGAUAUCGUCAAGAAAGGCCAAAGAUUCAGCAGCAAUUCUCAGAUCUGAAACGUGAAUUGAAAAUGGUAUCCGAAGAUGAAUGGGCAGCUAUACCAGAAGUAGGCGAUGCAAGAAAUAGAAAGCAACGUAAUCCCAGAGCUGAGAGGUUUACACCUCUACCUGAUAGUGUAUUGUCUCGCAAUCUUGGUGGUGAAUCCUCAUCAACGAUUGAUCCUAGCUCUGGUUUAGCAUCUAUGAUGCCUGGUGUAAUGACACCUGGAAUGUUGACUCCUUCAGGUGAUUUAGAUCUCAGGAAAAUAGGUCAAGCUAGGAACACACUUAUGACGGUAAAGCUAUCCCAAGUAUCUGAUUCAGUGACGGGCCAAACCGUCGUGGAUCCAAAAGGUUAUCUUACCGAUUUACAAUCAAUGAUCCCGACUUAUGGAGGUGACAUAAAUGAUAUAAAAAAAGCUAGGCUGCUAUUGAAGUCUGUGCGAGAGACAAAUCCUAACCACCCUCCUGCAUGGAUAGCUAGUGCAAGAUUAGAAGAAGUCACAGGUAAAAUUCAAUCGGCACGAAAUCUAAUCAUGAAAGGCUGUGAAGUGAAUCCAAGCAGUGAAGAACUUUGGCUCGAGGCGGCGCGCCUGCAGCCGCCGGACACCGCGCGAGCCGUGAUCGCGCACGCGGCGAGGAAUUUGCCUCACAGCGUUCGUGUUUGGGUGAAAGCAGCUGAUUUGGAACAGGAAACAAAGGCGAAACGCCGAGUAUAUCGCAAGGCACUAGAACAUAUACCCAACUCUGUGCGUCUUUGGAAAGCAGCGGUCGAAUUGGAAAAUCCGGAAGAUGCACGAAUAUUGCUAUCAAGAGCUGUCGAGUGUUGUCCCACCAGUGUUGAACUUUGGCUAGCAUUGGCCAGAUUGGAGAGUUAUGAAAAUGCGAGGAAGGUGUUGAAUAAAGCUCGUGAAAAUAUACCCACUGAUCGACAGAUUUGGGUUACAGCUGCCAAACUGGAAGAAGCUCAUGGCAACACUCACAUGGUAGAGAAGAUCAUAGACCGUGCUAUAACUUCUCUUAGCGCGAAUGGUGUCGAAAUCAACAGGGAGCAUUGGUUUAAAGAAGCAAUGGAAGCUGAGAAAUCGGGGGCAGUUCACACGUGUCAGGCAAUCAUUCGCGCGGUGAUAGGUACCGGGAUCGAAACGGAAGAUCAAAAGCAUACUUGGAUGGAAGAUGCUGAAGCGUGUGCGAACGACGGCGCAUAUGAAUGCGCACGCGCGGUGUACGGCUACGCACUGUCCGUGUUCCCGUCUAAAAAGUCAAUAUGGCUAAGAGCUGCAUAUCUCGAAAAACAGCAUGGUACUCGGGCUAGUCUUGAAGCGUUGCUACAACGAGCGGUGGCUCAUUGCCCGAAGAGCGAGGUACUUUGGCUCAUGGGAGCCAAAUCCAAAUGGUUAGCAGGCGACGUACCAGCCGCCCGAGGUAUUCUUUCACUGGCUUUCCAAGCAAAUCCCAACUCUGAGGAGAUUUGGCUGGCUGCUGUUAAAUUGGAAAGUGAGAACAAAGAGUACGAUAGAGCUAGGCGUCUCUUGGCCAAGGCUAGGGCUUCUGCUCCUACUCCACGGGUAAUGAUAAAAUCAGCUAAACUGGAAUGGGCAUUAAACAACCUCGACGUUGCUUUGAAUCUAUUGGAAGAAGCAAUCAAAGUAUUCAGCGAUUAUGCUAAACUGUACAUGAUGAAGGGUCAAAUAGAAGAACAAAUGGCGAAAGACGAUGACGCACAUAACACCUACUCCCAGGGCUUGAAAAAAUGCGCAACGUGUGUACCGAUGUGGAUCUUAUUGUCAAGAUUAGAAGAGAAAUUAAAACACGUCACAAAAGCCAGAUCUGUUUUAGAGAAAGCGAGGCUUAGAAAUCCUAAGAAUCCAGACUUAUGGCUGGAGAGCGUGCGGCUGGAGCGGCGCGCGGGCUGCGCGGAGGUGGCGGGCUCGCUGCUGGCCAAGGCCCUGCAGGACUGCCCCACCGCCGGCCGCCUGUGGGCCGACGCCAUCUUCAUGGAGGCGCGUCCGCAGCGCAAGACCAAGAGUGUGGACGCGCUGAAGAAGUGCGAGCACGACGCGCACGUGCUGCUGGCCGUGUCGCAGCUGUUCUGGACGGAGAGGAAGCUCAACAAGUGUCGCGAGUGGUUCAACCGCACUGUUAAAAUCGACCCUGACUUAGGCGACGCCUGGGCAUUCUUCUAUAAAUUCGAGUUGCUGCACGGCAACGAGCAGCAACAAGAGGACGUCAAGACUCGGUGCAAAGCUGCGGAACCGCACCACGGCGAGCACUGGUGCAAGGUCUCCAAGGAUAUCGUCAACUGGUGCUUCAGUACUGAACAAAUACUUCUGCUAGUUGCGAAAAAUCUACCCGUUCCGACAUAGAUUAUUUAAACAGGUAUAAGAUAAUAUUUUAUCUGUAGCUAUCGUGUAAAAUACAGCACAGAGUAUCUAGAUGUUUGAUGUACUCACAUAAACUCUAUAAAAUUGGUGUUGUUAUUACUACAAAAGAAAUCUUACAAGUGUUUAAAAAAAAUUGACAUUUACAGUUUUAUCGUUAUUAAGCGUUUUAAAUAAAAUUGAUUGUCACCC